AUGGGCGCGCAGUUCUCCCAAUUCUUCCCGCCCCGGCCCGCCUUCACUGAGGCGGACGUCGCGUCGCAGGAGGGCCGGGUCUUCCUGAUCACCGGCGGCGCCUCCGGCAUCGGCUACGAGCUCGCCCAGAUGCUCUACCGCAAGCACGCCCGGGUCUACAUCGCCGGGCGCUCGCAGCAGAGCGCGCAGCGAGCCAUCGAGCGCAUCGAGGCCGCCGCGCCGCCGCCGUCCUCGCGCGGCAGCCUCGCCUUCCUCGCGCUCGACCUCGCCGACCUGAGCACCAUCAAGGCCUCCGUCGACGCCUUCCGGGCCCGCGAGGCCAAGCUCGACGUGCUGUGGAACAACGCCGGCGUGUCGCAGCCGCCGCCGGGCAGCGUCUCCGCCCAGGGCUUCGAGCUGCAGCUCGCCACCAACUGCCUCGGCCCGUUCCUGCUCACGCAGCUGCUGCUGCCUCUGCUGGCCGCCGCCGCCGCCGAGGACGCGGGCAGCCCCCCCGGCUCGGCGCGCGUGGUGUGGACGGCCAGCCAGAUGGUCGAGCUGUCGGCGCCGCCGCAGGGGCUGCGCAUGGCGGAGGUGCGCGCGCCGCCGCGCGACCGCGCCCGCGCCUACGUCAACUCCAAGACCGGCAACCUGUUCCUGGCGGCCGAGCUCGCGCGCCGCGCCGCCGGCUCCGUCGUCAGCGUGUCCCUGAACCCCGGCGCCGCCGCCACCAACCUCUUCCGCCACACCCCCUGGCUGCGCUACCUGGCCUACCCCCUGCUCCACGCGCCCGCCCUCGCCGCCCACACCCAGCUCUACGCCGGCCUCUCGCCCGACGUCACGACCGCUGCCAACGGCGGCUACGUCGUCCCCUGGGGCCGCAUCCACGACGCCCUGCGCCCGGACCUGCGCGAGGCCAUGCGCCCCGUCGCCGACGGGGGCACCGGCCGCGCCGCCGAGUUCUGGGACUUCUGCGCCGAGAAGACGCGGGAUUAUUCCUGAUGCGAGCUCGCCGUCGUGCCGCCGCAGCGGAGAGAGGAGUGGUCCGGGUUCCCGGCUACGACCGAAUGUUCGGAGGGAUGUGGAUGUGCGGUGAGAGCGAGGAAGGCUCUGUAAUGGAUAGCUACACAAUAUCUACCGGACGAGGCAGGACAUGCUUCUAAAGGGUCUAGGGACCUUCUAUUUGCCAUUAGGACAUGGAGUCACGCCAGAGCUUGUAGAUUAACCUCGAUACAAUUACUUUACCCUCCGCCGAUUCGGUAUUAAUGGAUCAUUGCGUAGAAGUAUCCGAUUAUCACCAACCCAAUCCCAGCUCCAAACACACACAUCCUAUAACCCCCCCUUUAUGUUGAAAUGGAUUUCUCACUCUCAACCGAAAUCCCUAAGGCUUCGGGUCCUCGGGGGUCGCCUAAUCGAUCGUUACGGUGUAGUGCAAUUGCAACAGUCAGUCCGGGGCGGAUCGACCGCUCGAACGAGAGGGGAACUCGGAAACACGGCCAACUAGACCCCGG
Durotheca rogersii is the source of this 1490-nucleotide messenger RNA. RefSeq names its product NAD(P)-binding protein. The record is from RefSeq and is a predicted model, not a curated record. The coding region runs from base 1 to 981 and encodes 326 amino acids. The transcript has a single exon. NCBI's taxonomy places the organism in Eukaryota, Fungi, Ascomycota, Sordariomycetes, Xylariales, Xylariaceae.